GCUUCACGUAAUUUUUUGUCGUGAACAAUGCGCGUGUGAGGCUUACUUGAAAAAUCAUUUUGCUUAGCACGUAGCUUUCAUCAUUCGCUGAUAAAUUUGUCUUGAAUAGCUCGCUUGUGCUCUCCUUGUCACCAUGUCUCGCGCUUUGUUGGCUGGCGAUUCGAUGGUGAAAUACGUCGGUCAGUAUUUCCCGUCGCGUCGUGGCCUGGCCGUUGAGGUCAGUGCGCACAGGGGGGCAAAGAUCGAGCACUUGCUUCCAAUGAUUGUCAACAAGCUAGGAAGCUUUGACGUUGUCAUUGUGCACGUCGGCACUAACAACACUCUUGAGAGUGUUGACGUGUACAUGGACAAGUACCGUCGCUUGGCUUGUGACAUAAUUGCAAGCAAUCCUAGGGCGCAGGUUGCGUUUUCUGCCAUUCUCCCUCGCGGGCAGAAUGAGUACCGCAUGCGGGAAGCACAGUCAGCAAAGUUGCGCCGCAUGAACGAAAGGUACAAAGAGGUGAACGCUGCACUGCAGGAGCUGUGCCAGGAGCAGGGCUUCUAUUUCAUGGAUGGCUUGGUUGAAGAUUGGGCCAGCUGUCUUGCCAGGGAUGGUGUGCACCCGAGCCGCCAUGGAAACCAGCUGUUGGCCGACUACUACUACAGGGAGGCCCGCAUCCUGGCUGCCAGUGUGGAGAGGGGCCGAAUCCAGCGCAACUACCAGGACAGGCAGUCAUCUUCCUGGAGUGGCUGGGCAGAACCACCUGCAGCACCCGUCUUCAGCAGUGCCGACUUUCCUCCUCUUGGAGCUAACUGUACUUCUCUUGCAGCAAACAAGCCAUCCAGGGUGAAGACAACACCUGCACAGGUGACCAGCCCUGCUUCCUUGCAGGCAUGCAACACCGACCAGCUUCCUUGUGCCCUUCGGGGUCCUGGCUUUGUUCUUGUUGGCGGUGUUCGCGUUCGCAGCAAGGGCAGCAAGACCUGGUGCACCUGGGACAGCCUGCCUUCGCCCAUGGCUUAUGGUUCAAGGGUACCCAGAAGGGGAAAGGCUGAGGGGAGGCUUCAAGGCCAUGUGCCUUUUGCUAAGCCAGUGAGCCUCAGCCAAGGUGCCAGCACCACUUGUUCCAGGGUCAUGGGAGGAGUCGUACAGGCAAGUCCUGCUCUUCACUUAUCCACGAAGGAGGGUGCGGCUGAGGCGGUCCAGAUUUCCCGUGGUGGUGAGUGGACUCUGGUGAAGUCGAAGAGGAACCGUAGAAAGGCUGCGGCACUGUGCAAGCAGUAG
Messenger RNA from Dermacentor silvarum, 1264 nucleotides. RefSeq lists its product as uncharacterized. The transcript has a single exon. Lineage: Eukaryota; Metazoa; Arthropoda; Arachnida; Ixodida; Ixodidae. The coding region runs from base 134 to 1264 and encodes 376 amino acids. The record is from RefSeq and is a predicted model, not a curated record.